AUGACAGGCCUACUACAGUUGAUCAGACCGCGGGAGAUCUGCCCUUUAUUAUUCAAAAAGAGAAAUCAAAACAAACCGGACAGACCGCCAGCUUCCCUGGAUUGCCAUAUUGGCACAUGCCCAGUAGUCAUCCGACAUGACGACAGCAAUGACGAGAGUUCUACCAUCUCAGGAUCUUUAACACUUGAAGUUACUGAAGAUAAGAUCGAGGUACAAAGCCUCUAUGCUCUACUACGAGUACACACCGUCAACAGGAAACCAUUCAAAAAAGGCUGCAAAUGUUGCAAACACAGUUUUACAGAACUCAAGCGUUGCAAUAUUAUUACAACAGCCACCACUUUAAACAAGGGCAUUUAUACGUAUGACUUGUCAUAUCGGGUGCCCAGCUACCUGCCUCCAUCCAUAGACACGUCGAUUGUCUCUGUCAGCUAUGAGCUUGAAGCGAUAGCGUCCCUUCGAAGAUUGAGGCAGUCACCAACCAGCCUUCAGACCCUUGCUCUGCAUCGCGUUCUCCCCGUUGUACGAUCAAUAUCUGUCAUGGACACUAAAACAUACUCGAAUCGGAUUUAUCAAAUGGCAGGAAUAGAAGUGAGUUGUGCCUUUGACACAGUGAUGAACCCCAGGAUUAAAAAUCGGGCCACACUUACUAUGAGCGGGCUUCGAAGCAGUCCUGGCAACAGCAAGGAUAUUCAUCUCUGGCGCAUAUGCAGUGGGACUUGGAUAUUGGAAGAGACUGUCAAAAGCACAGCAUCGGCUUGCCUGUCUCACUGUCGUCAAAAUAAGGGUGACAACACCCGAGAGCGAAAAAAACGGACGAUACUCGGAUACUCAGCAUUCUACGACGGGUGGACAACCGACGACGAUGCAGGGACUUUGAGCAUGGACUUCCAUUUUUCCAUACAAAAAAGCCUGAGCCAUUACACACAAGAUACAGGCGAUGUGGGCGACACUUCAGUCUCUCACGCAUUGGUGAUGGAGGUGCAGAUGAUGAAGGAGAUUUACCCAAAUGGAAGACUGGACUUAGCGAGAAGAACCGGAAUUGGGAGGAUACUUCGCUCUGAGCACCGUGUCGUGCUGAGUGACUACACAACACUGUCAACCCAGAUAUCCGGGGAGAGUCUGCCACGGUAUCAGGACGUGUGCAAGGGACCCCCUGUAUAUGAGGAAUAA
Molecule: messenger RNA, 1170 nt
Organism: Fusarium graminearum PH-1
Lineage: Eukaryota; Fungi; Ascomycota; Sordariomycetes; Hypocreales; Nectriaceae
Exons: 1
Coding region: 1-1170 (389 amino acids)
Source: RefSeq, a predicted model, not a curated record